This is a messenger RNA of Cyprinus carpio (common carp), 1363 nucleotides long. Its product is annotated as phospholipase ABHD3-like. Gene Ontology annotation, molecular function: monoacylglycerol lipase activity; acetylesterase activity; A2-type glycerophospholipase activity. Gene Ontology annotation, biological process: medium-chain fatty acid biosynthetic process; medium-chain fatty acid catabolic process; phosphatidylcholine metabolic process. The transcript is spliced from 9 exons. The record is from RefSeq and is a predicted model, not a curated record. Bases 157 to 1290 code for a protein of 377 amino acids. Lineage: Eukaryota; Metazoa; Chordata; Actinopteri; Cypriniformes; Cyprinidae.
GCAUUUCUCCGGGUAGCACUGACUUUCCUCGCAGAGCGCCACCCAUCUCCCCAUCUUUAAACUCCUGCUCCGUUCACCUUUGCAUUUGGACGCGCAUCCUUUCAUCAGCAGCAGCCCGACUCUCUCAGCAGCCGGAACCGUGGGCUUUAUAAGGAAAUGAUCUCACCGGAGCUUAAUUUUAAUUUAUUUACAAGUGACCUUUCACAUUACUUCAAAAACCAAGUUAAAGUCGGGCUCUUCGGCUCUGGGGUUGGUCUGUCAGUAGUGCUCGGAUUCAGCGCCGCUUAUGUCUGCUACUACCUGAUCUCUGUGGCCAAGAAACCCAUACUGAUAGCUGGAGGAAAGAAGUUUCAUCAGUUCCUGAGGGACAAAUGCCCCGUGGUCUCAGAGACAUACUACCCAACGUUCUGGUGCUGGGAGAGCCGGGUGCAAACGCUGCUCAGACCCUUCGUGACGGCGAAACCCUGGGUCAACUACAGAAAUGAGCUCAUUACAGCACCAGAUGGAGGCCAGAUCUCUCUGGAUUGGUUUGACAAUGAUGACAGUGCGUCCCACCCGGACCAGUCCACGCGCCCCACUGUGCUGCUGCUCCCGGGACUGACAGGCACAAGCCGCGAAUCCUACAUUUUACAUAUGGUACAGCAAAGCCGGGAUCUGGGCUACAGAUGUGUAGUGUUCAAUAAUAGAGGAGUUUCGGGGGAAAAGUUACUGACGCCUAGGACUUACUGUGCAGCGAACACAGAGGAUCUGGAGGUGGUCAUUGAACAUGUCCAGCGGACCAUUGACAAAGCUCCACUCAUGGCGGCUGGGGUUUCUAUGGGCGGGAUGAUGCUGGCGAACUACCUGGGAGGGCCUGCCUACCUCACCAGCUGCCUGCAGGCAUCCGUGGACCGUCACAGAACCAUUCUUGAAAAAAAAUAUGACAUAGACCAUGUGAUGAAGGCUAAAACAAUCCGAGAGUUUGAUGAACGUUUCACAUCGGUCAUGUUCGGUUAUCCAUCCAAUGAUGACUACUAUCGAGACGCGAGCCCCAUUCACAAGAUCAAGUCUGUGCAGGUGCCGAUGCUGUGCCUCAAUGCGGCGGACGAUGUCUUUUCCCCCAAUCAUGCCUUUCCAGUGGAGGCGGUGAAGCAAAACCCCAAUGUGGCCCUGCUCAUUACCUAUCACGGCGGCCAUAUUGGCUUUCUGGAGGGUCUGUGGCCACGGCAGAGCACCUACAUGGACCGAGUUUUUCGCCAGUUCACCAAGGGCGUGUUUGAGAACGGCAGAAGUCUAGAUGAUCUCCACUGACUUCUCUUUCCAUUCCCUCUACAGCCAUGAGCAAAAAAAUCUGCAUACAUUUCCAAAAUGAAAGGCACAGGUU